Carassius gibelio (silver crucian carp) is the source of this 4978-nucleotide messenger RNA. RefSeq names its product NACHT, LRR and PYD domains-containing protein 3-like. Gene Ontology annotation, molecular function: protein binding. The transcript has 11 exons. The coding region runs from base 92 to 3634 and encodes 1180 amino acids. NCBI's taxonomy places the organism in Eukaryota, Metazoa, Chordata, Actinopteri, Cypriniformes, Cyprinidae. The record is from RefSeq and is a predicted model, not a curated record.
ACACACACACACACAGAUCUCUUGCUACUUUUAAUGAAGACAAACAACAACUUGAUGUAGAGGAAACUUCACAGCUGAGAAAGGUUGAAAGAUGAUGGCGUUUGUUGAAGAACUGCUUCUGAAGUCGCUGGAGGAAUUGGUCAAAGAUGAUCUAAAGAAGUUUCAGUGGCACUUAAAGAAACAUAAGUGUAUAUCAACAUCUGAAAUGGAGGAUACAGACCGGUUAAAAACAGUGGAUAAACUGGUGGCGUGUUUUGGACCAGAAGAAGCUGUGAAGAUCACGGUCGGCAUCCUGAAGAAUAUGGGAAUGAAUGACUUAGCUGAGCAGCUGGAGAAAGAACACAAGCAAGCUGAUAAAUCUCCAGUCCAGAUAAGCAGCAGUGCUCAGCCUGGAGCCAAUGUUGUUGAAGUGAAAGCUGAAACAGGUGCAAGUUUAAAUGCUCCUGUACUCACUGGAAGCACCUUCACUGGAACAGUUAACUUCAUCUACAGCUCACAUGCUGCAGGAAACGAUAAACUCAAAUGCUCAGAGACAGCAGAGAAUAACAGAGAAAAACAAGGCUCAGCUGCAGAGUACAGUGGAGCUACUCAUGAUGAUUACACAAAGACCUCGAAGGACAAGUUAAAGCAGGAAUGUGAGCGGAUAUUGGUUGGUAAUUCACAGACGGGUGAAAAUAAAUACCUGGAUGAUAUUUAUACAGAUUUAUAUGUGGUGGAGGAUCAGACUGGAGGAAGAAUGAAUGAACACGAGGUGAGACAGAUUGAAUCAAAACACAACCGACCGCCUGCCAAGGACACGCCGAUCCAGUUUAAAGACAUGUUCAAAGACCAUAUGGGUCGACAAAACAGAAAAGUGUUGACAGUGGGGAUUGCAGGAGUGGGAAAAACUGUCUCUGUAAAUAAAUUCAUCCUUGACUGGGCUAAAGGAAAAGAAAAUCAAGAUAUAGUCUUCAUUUUUCUACUCCCAUUCUGUAAACUGAAUUUGAUUACAGAGGAGUACAGUCUCAUGGGAUUGCUUAACACAUACUGCUUUAGUGGCUUUAAAGGGCUGACAUCUCUUCCUGAAGAUGGCAAUAAGGUCAUGUUCAUUUUUGAUGGGCUGGAUGAAUGUCGCUUCCCUUUGAGCUUUAAACAGGGUGACAGUUUUACAGAUGUUAAUAAGAAAACAACAGUGAGUAAGAUAGUUACAGCCCUAAUCAAGAGACAUCUGGUUCCCUCUGCUCUCAUCUGGAUCACAUCCAGACCAGCAGCAGCCAGUCUGAUACCCCGAGAAUACAUUGACCAGGUGACAGAGGUACGAGGAUUCAAUGAUGAGCAGAAAGAGGAGUACUUCAUCAGAAACAGCAGUCCUGAGGUUGCUGAAAACAUCAUCCGUCACAUCAGAAAAUUCAGAAGUCUGUACAUCAUGUGUCACAUCCCGAUCUUCUGCUGGAUCUCUCUCACUAUUCUUCAGCCUCUACUGGUUCAAGAGAGCAAUGACAAAACACCUACAACCCUCACAGAGAUGUACACAAACUUUUUACUUUGUCAGAAACAACAGAUGGAAACAAAAUAUUGCGAUGAUGCUGAAACUAAUCCUAAAGUCAUGUCUUUUGAUGAUAUUAUUCUGAAGCUUGGGAAACUGGCCUUUAAACAACUACAGAAAGGUAAUCUGAUUUUCUACAAAGAAGAUCUUGAGGAGUGUGGACUAGAUACCAUUGAAGGUUCUGUGUACUCUGGGUUAUGCACCCGGAUGUUUCAGGAGGAAAAAUCUAUGUCAGUGAGAAACGUUUACAGCUUCAUACAUCUCAGCAUCCAGGAAUUACUUGCUGCUCUCUAUGUGUUUUUUAAUAACAGAAACAAGAAAGCAAACCCUUUUCUUAAAUCCUGGAAAAAACUAACAUGUAUCCUGUCCACAAAGCCACUGCUUAAACUUCAUAAAGCUGCAGUCAAUGAGGCUUUACAAAGUGAGAAUGGACACCUGGACCUCUUCCUCCGAUUCCUCCUGGGUCUUUCAUUGGAGUCCAACCAGAGAUACCUGAAGGAACUACUGCCAGGACUGAAGCUCAAAACAGAGGACACCAAAAACACUGCUGACUAUAUCCACAAGAAAAUAAAGGUGGAGGAAUCAAACGAGAGGAAAAUCAAUCUGUUCCACUGCCUGAAUGAACUGAAAGAUGACUUUGCAGAGGAAAUCCAGAAGAAUCUGGGCUCUGGAAAACCUUCGGAGCAGAAUCUCUCUUCUGCUCAGUGGUCAGCUCUGAUGUUUUUGCUCCAGAUGUCAGAAGAGACUCAAGAGAAGUUUGAACUGCAGAAAUACAAAAGAUCUGAUGAAGCACUGAUGAGACUGCUGCCAGUAAUCAAAAACACCAGAAGAGCGCUGCUACAGUCCUGUAUUCUCACUGCACAGGCUUGUGAGAGUUUGUCAUCAGUUCUACUGUCAUCAAACUCUAUCCUGAGAGAGCUGGACCUGAGUAACAAUGAUCUGAAGGAUUCUGGAGUGAAGCUUCUUUCUGAUGGACUGAAGAGUCCAAACUGUCAGCUGGAGAUUCUGAGGUUACAGUCCUGUAUUCUCACUGCACAGUCUUGCGAGAGUUUGUCAUCAGUUCUACUGUCAUCAAACUCUAUCCUGAGAGAGCUGGACCUGAGUAACAAUGAUCUGAAGGAUUCUGGAGUGAAGCUUCUUUCUGAUGGACUGAAGAUACCAAACUGUCAGCUGGAGAUUCUGAGGCUACAGUCCUGUAUUCUCACUGCACAGUCUUGCGAGAGUUUGUCAUCAGUUCUACUGUCAUCAAACUCUAUCCUGAGAGAGCUGGACCUGAGUAACAAUGAUCUGAAGGAUUCUGGAGUGAAGCUUCUUUCUGAUGGACUGAAGAUAACAAACUGUCAGCUGGAGAUUCUGAGGUUGUCUGGCUGUAUGGUGACAGAGGAGGGAUGUCGUUAUAUAUCUUCAGCUCUGACUUUAAACCCCUCACACUUGAGAGAGCUGGAUCUGAGUUAUAAUCACCCAGGAGAUUCAGGAGUCAAGCUGCUCCAGGAAAAACGGGAGGAUCCAAACUGCUCACUGGACAAAUUCAAUGUGGAUAAUGGAGGAGAAUCCAGGAUUACACCAGGACUAAAGAAAUAUGCUUGUUUUUUCACACUGGAUCCAAACACAGCAAAAACUGAUCUCAUUCUGUCUGAGGAGAACAGAAACGUGACAGGUGUGCAAGAGAACCAGCCGUAUCCUGAUCAUCCAGACAGAUUUGAUGUGCGUCAGGUGUUGUGCAGAGAGAGCGUGCCUGAACGCUGUUAUUGGGAGAUUGAAUGGAGUGGAAAUUAUGGUGUGUGGAUAUCAGUGUCAUAUAAGAGCAUCAGGAGGAAGGGACGGGGUGAGGAGUGUGAGUUUGGAUAUAAUGAUAAGUCCUGGAGUUUGAUCUGCACUCCUGACAGUUACUCAUUCAGACACAAUAACAUAGAGACAGAUCUCCCUGUAGAGUCCAUCAUCAGGAGAAUAGGAGUGUAUGUGGAUCACAGAGCAGGAACUCUGUCCUUCUACAGCAUCUCUGACAAAAUGAGCCACAUCCACACAGUCCAGACCACAUUCACUCAGACGCUCUAUCCUGGGGUUGGUUUUUUUUCUUAUGGAUCAUCAGUGAAACUGCUGAUGAAUUAGAAGAGUCUCACGAGAGAUUCUACCCAUAAUUCUUUGAGCUGCAUGAAUCAGUAACAGUGGGAUGUUAUAGAGUCUCUUCAUAACAUAAAAUCAAUCUAUAUCAACAAAAUUAAAUUUUUCAAUGCAGAGGAAACACAGAAGAGGGACUUCAAUGUAUUUACCCACUGUUUAAUGCAGGACAUGAAUGCAUUUGACCUGCAGUUACAAUUGCAUGAAUAAUGUUUUGAUAUAAAAGACAUAAAAUGUUUAAUACUUAUUUGAAAAAAAAAACAUUAUUAAUAAAAUCAACAGAUACGUUAAAUGUGAAAUUAAAACUGCCAGUAGGUGUCAGAAAGUCUCUUAAUAAGUGAGUCAUUGCGAUUGAACCAAAUCAUAUAAACUGGUGAUUCUUCAGGAACGAAACACCAUCAUUGUGUAGAGAGGCAAAACUGUGCUAUGGUGGCUGUGUUUGGAAUUAUUUUUGUUGUCGAAAUAGAGCAAAAACAGGCAAUAUGGUGUCUAGAAUGCAAGUCUCAUAAUUCAAUUCUUGUUUAUUGAACUGUUGUAGAAAACAAUCUAUAUGUAAUCAUGCUGAUUUUUGAAAAUAUGGCACUGUUCAUGUGAUAUUGAUUUCCUAUAUGAAAUGAUAUAAAUAUAUACAUUUUCUGCCCCAUAUCUUCAAUUGUGUGCAUUUUAGCAGACUGAAUCAUAAAGUAAAAGAACACACUCUAAAUGUUCACGUACUAGUGUAAUCUACCAGACUUCAUUGCAUAUCGUUAGAAUAGCAAUUACAAUAUGAUCACAGACGAUAUAUAUAUCACACACGCUGCACCACUGUCUUUUUGGCUAAUUUGUGCAAAACCUUUUGCUAAACUGUCAAAGAUUAAUUUUAACCACCAAUGCAAAGAUGCAAGUUUUACCUUAAAUCUGUGUGCUUGCAAAGGGUUGAUGUCAAGAUUUUAUAAGCUGCUAGUUUGGUCUUUCUAUGCAAACACAACUUACAACUUCAUAAUAGAGCUUAAAUAUGGCCAGGGCUUCACUUCAUUUCCUUCGAGUUCGAUUAUUUGACAGCUGCAGUCAGGGAAAAUGAAAGAAAAACACUAUAGUUAAAAUAUCUAAUAUUCACAUAUGAAAGUUUAUUACUUGAAGUUAUGUGCAUUUCUUACAACAAAUUCAAGCAGGAUAAAUGUCAAGCCUGUGCCUGGGUCUGUGCUUAUAUUUUCUCUUAGCUACAUGGUAUUAAAGCUGCAGUAGGGAACUUUUGUAAAAAAGUAUUUUUUACAUAUUUGUUAAACCUGUCAUUAUGUCCUGACAGUAGAAUAUGAGACAGAUAAUCUGUGAAAAAAAUCAAGCUCCUCUGGCUCC